This is a messenger RNA of Podospora anserina S mat+, 891 nucleotides long. RefSeq lists its product as uncharacterized. Gene Ontology annotation, cellular component: peroxisome. Lineage: Eukaryota; Fungi; Ascomycota; Sordariomycetes; Sordariales; Podosporaceae. Gene Ontology annotation, molecular function: urate oxidase activity. Bases 1 to 891 code for a protein of 296 amino acids. Gene Ontology annotation, biological process: urate catabolic process; purine nucleobase catabolic process. The record is from RefSeq and is a predicted model, not a curated record. The transcript is spliced from 3 exons.
AUGGCUCGUCUUGCUGCUGCUCGCUAUGGAAAGGACAAUGUCCGUGUCUACAAGGUGCACAAGGAUGAGGCUACCGGCACUCAGUCCGUCACUGAGAUGACCGUCUGCUGCCUUCUCGAGGGCCAGAUUGAGACUUCUUACACCGAGGCCGACAACAGCGUUGUUGUGGCUACCGAUUCUAUCAAGAACACCAUUUACAUCAAGGCCAAGGAGCACCCCGUCAACCCCCCUGAGCUUUACGCCGCCCACCUCGGCCAGCACUUCCUCGACAAGUACCCCCACAUCAACGCCGCCAACAUCAAGGUGAUCGUUCACAGAUGGACUCGCAUCAACAUCGACGGCAAACCCCACCCCCACAGCUUCUACCGCGACGGCAACGAGACCCGCAACGUGGAAGCUCGCGUCUCCCGCGAGGCUGGCAUUGAGCUCAAGUCCGCCAUCCAGGGUCUCUCCGUCCUUAAGUCCACCGGCUCUGCCUUCCACGGCUUCGUCCGGGACGAGUACACCACCCUCGGCGAGACUUGGGACCGUAUCCUGUCUACCGACGUUGAUGCCACCUGGAACUGGAAGACCUUUGCCACCGUCGCCGACGUGGAGAAGGGCGUUGAGAGGUUCGACCAGGCUUUCGAGGCGGCCCGCAACAUCACCCUCAAGACGUUCGCCGAGGACGAGUCCGCCUCGGUCCAGAACACCAUGUACAAGAUGUGCGAGGAGAUCUUGGAGAAGGCGGCCGAGGUGGAGGUUGUUGGCUACUCUUUGCCCAACAAGCACUACUUUGAGAUUGACCUCAGCUGGCACAAGGGCUACAAGAACACCGGCAAGGACGCCGAGGUGUACGCUCCCCAGUCUGGCCCCAAUGGCCUCAUCAAGUGCGAGGUCACUCGCUCCUAA